AUGUCAGGUCAGGACAGAGGCAAAGGAGUCGCAACCUCUUUCUUUGGGGAUGGCUACGUGGAGAUGGCCCUGGCGGAUGCCUCGCGCACGGUGCGCCUCCACCUGCAGCUGUACACCAGCCAGCAGAACGGGCUCCUCUUCCUGGCUGCAGGACAGCCCGACCAUCUCCUGGUGGAGCUGCGAGCCGGUGCCCUGCAGGCCAGGCUGCACCUGGGCUCGGAGGAGGUGACGCUACAGUCCCCAGCAGAGCUGCGGCUCAACAACUUGGCAAACCACGACGUGGACCUGUUGGUGGAAGAUGGCAGGAUGACGCUGACCAUCGACAGCCUUUUUAACAGCUCUGUGGACAUCACAGGACCCGUACGGGAGCUGGACAUUCAGUAUGGCCUCUACGCAGGUGGGACAGGGAGCCUCGACCUGCCAUAUCUUUCUGGGUCCAGCUCUCCCUUCAGAGGUUGCCUCCACUUGGUGACGUUCAAUGGUCUGGACGUCCUCUCCCCUCCGGCUUCUGACGGCAGCACCAAGACAUUCCACCGGGUUCAGGAGGGAUGCAGCACGCAGUUCUCUGCCGAGCCCGAUGACCCCUUUGGGUUCCUAGGACCGCACUCUUACGUCGCGUUUCCCACGUGGAACGCGAAGGAAGAAGGGACCAUUGAGUUUGUGAUAACCACAAGCAUCACCCAGGCACCCCUCAUCUACCACGCGGGGAUGGAGAACGACUUCUUCUACCUGGAAAUCUCCAACGGGCGCCUGAGAGGGUUUGUUGAGAAGGGGAACGGCAUCAUCAUCCUGCACAACAACAUCUUCAUCAGCGACGAGCAGCAGCACUACGUUAAAGUCCACACAGACGUCCACAAGCUUGAGAUCCUGAUUGACUACUAUGCUUCAGCCACGUCCAACCGGGGCAUCAACAACCAUCUGGACCUUCAGGGGAACCUCUUCAUUGGAGGUAUGAAUGAAAAGGCUUUGCAAAGGCUGAGGGAGCACCAUCUUGCCUUCAUGUCGGUGGGCAGCACAACAAACAACUCCUUUGUUGGCUGCUUGGAGGACCUGCGGAUAAACCUGCAGAGGAAGAGUCUGCAAGAUGCUGUGGUCACAAAGGACAUCACACCUGGCUGUGGAAAGCAGGAGCAGUACUGGGAAUAUGAUGAAGCAUAUGAACAGGAUGAGGCACCCACCUCCCCCCCUCCUGACAUCUGGCAGGGAGCACCCGGCCUGCUGGUGGAACCGUGCCGGCCAGACAACAGCUUCCCUCCUGCCUUCGCUAACGUCAGCAAACUGCUGCAUGUCAGCCCCCUCAUUGUCUCUGAAGGGGGCACAGCCUUCUUGGAGUGGAAACACGCCCAGCCAACAAUAGACCUGAACCUGGCAAACAUCCGGCAGUCCCAAAUCCUCUUUAGCAUCACCAGUGAUCCCAGGCAUGGUCAGCUAGAACUGGAUGCCCCUGGAUCCAGGAGCAGAAGGAAGUUUACUUUGUUGGACAUUGUGAAUCGGAAAGUCAGAUAUGUCCACGAUGGCUCCGAAGGACCCAUGGACCAGCUGAUGCUAGAGGUAACUGUGACUGCCCAGCAAGGGAUCCCUGAGUGUCUGCGGCAGGGACAGAUGUACCUGCUGCCCAUAAUGAUCAACCCCAUCAACGAUGCCCCUCAGGUGAUAUUUCCUCAUGGGGAUCACAUGACGAUCCUGAAGCACACACGGAAGCAUCUGACCACAGACGUCCUGCAGGCACUGGACGAUGACACAUCCUGUGAUGACCUUGAAUUUCAGCUGCAUGGCAGCCGACUGAUGGAGGAGGGCUACGUGGAGUACGACUUUCACCCUGGAGUGCCCAUUGAAGAGUUUUCCUGCAGGGACUUGGAAGCAGGCAACAUAGUCUACGUGCACCACAGCGGGACAAAUUUGCAGCUCACCUUCCAAGUGAGCGACGGGUCUGUCCCAAGCCCCACUGCCACCCUGAGGAUCCUCGCCAUAGAGCCUGACAUCCGCGUGCACAACAACACUGGCCUCUUCAUCUCCCAGGGAGGGGCUGCACGCAUUACCACAGCCAAUCUAUCAGUGGAGACAAACGCCGUGAAACAACGGGUCGCCAUCCUGUAUGGCCUCACAGAGCCUCUCAGGUAUGGUGAGGUCCAGAAACAAGGGAGCAUGGGAGGGGAAUGGAAAAAAGUCGAGUCCUUCCAUCAGCAAGACCUGGAGCAAGGACGCAUCCAAUAUUUCAGCACAGAUCCAGAGCAUCAGCUGGAAGAUGUCGUAGAGAAGCUGAGAUUCAAAGUCCAGGUUGGACAGAAGAUCUUGCAAAACAACACUUUCCUCAUCAGGAUCAAAAGAGCUACCAUCAAGAUGAGAACCAUGGUCCCUCUCCAGAUGAAGAACAAGCGGCACAAAAAUAUCACUAGUAAGGAACUGGAGGCAAUGCAGGAAGAUCCAAACUCUGCCCCAGUCUCUUUCCACUACGUGAUAAUCCAGGCUCCCAAAAAGGGAAACUUGGAGCUGCUUGGCAACAGGCUGACUGAAGGCUUUGGAUUUACCCAAGACGAUCUGCAAAGAAACCAUUUAAGCUACAGCGCAACCAUCAGGAACUCUAAGCAAGCUGAGGACACCUUCCAGUUUCGCGUCCGUGCUGGGGACCAGCACUCUCCUGUGUACACCUACACAAUCAGCAUAGGUGGGGACCCCGAUGCGCCGGCCCUGACCAAUGUCCUCCUGACCGUGCCAGAAGGGGGACAGGCCAUCAUCUCCAGGGACCACUUGUUUGUACAGAGCCUGAACAGCAUGGACUAUCUCUAUGAAGUAAUUGAAGGGCCAGCGCACGGGAGGCUGGCCUGGGCCGUGUCCCCAAGCUGGUCCUCCAGUGAGGAGAUCACAGAGUUCACCAACGAGGACAUCCUCCGGGGCAGGCUGCUGUACCAGCAUGACGACUCCGAGACCCUGGAGGACGAUAUCCCCUUUGUAGCCAUCAAGCAGAGCGAGGGCAGCACUGAGCCUGACGCAGAGGAGGUGAGAGGUGUUUUCAGAGUUUCCAUCCAACCCGUCAAUGACCACCCCCCUGUCCAGGUGGUGAGCAGGGUUUUCAACGUGGUGCGCAACGGAGAGCACCUCCUGACGACGGACGACAUCGCCUUCACUGAUAAGGACUCCGGCUUCUCAGACACGCAGUUGGUGCUGGCGAGGAAGGACAUUCUGUUUGGCAGCAUCGUAUCCGUUGAUGACAGAAGUCACCAGGUCUAUCGAUUCACACAGGACGAUCUGAGGAAGAAAAAGAUCCUAUUCGUCCAUUCAGGGGCUGACCGGGGCUGGAUUCAGCUACAGGUCUCAGACGGCCUCCACCAAACUACAGCCCUCCUGGAAGUUCAGGCUUCGGACCCCUAUAUCAAAAUAGUCAACAACACUGGCCUAGCCAUCCACCAAGGGAGCCGAGGGAGCAUUGACUCCUCUGUCCUCAGCCUGGAGACCAACAUGGACAUCAGGUCGGAUGAAGAGAUACGGUUCCUGGUAACUACCCCGCCACGGUGGGGGACUGUGCUGAGAGGGGAGCAGCCAGUCAUGGCUUUCUCCCAGAGGGAUCUGCUAGCAGGAGAGAUCACCUACCAGCACAACAGGAGCAGGAACACGCGGGAUGAGUUCCAGUUCACUGUGGAAGCGAACAAGGUGGCGGUGGAGGACACACUGGCUGUCACCGUGUUUUUGGACACCCAUCCCAGCCCCCUGCGCAUUGUGAACCUCAAGGAGAUACAUGUCUUCCAAGGGGAAGCAGCUGAGAUCAAGGAAGAGUACUUAUUGGUUACCCAUGAAGAGAUCCCUGCCCAGGACAUCAUCUACCUGGUGAGCACCCCGCCAGUCUCAGGCUUUCUGGUGAUGGUUCAGCACGGCCAAGACUCGAACGAGCCGUCCAGCUUGGAUCCCAUCCAGUCCUUCACCCAGGAGGACAUCAACAGCGGCAAAGUCCUCUACCUGCACUCCAAGCCAGAGGGGCAGCGCGACCGGUUUGUCGUGGACGUCACGGCCAGGGGGGCGGACCCACUGGAGGGGGUUGCGGUGAGCCUGGCCGUGCUCCCCGUCACAGUUCCCCUGGACGUCCGCAACCUCACGGUGCCGGGGGGCAGCUCCGCCACGCUCUCCACCGACAUCCUCAACGUCCCCAGCGCCUACUUUGCGGCCCUCGGCGUGGAGUUCAGGGUGCUGGAGCCCCCCAGGUUCGGCACCCUGCAGAACCGCGAGCGGCCCCAGGAGCGUGGGCUGCACGCCUUCACCUGGAGCGAGGUGGAUAGCGGGAUAAUUUUCUAUCAGCACGAGAUGCCACCGAAGCCGUUCUGGCUUGCCCAGGAUGCCAUUCGGUUCCGGGUUGUUGCUCCCACGACCAUCUCCGAUUCCUUCAUCCUCCUCGUGCUGAUAUCGUUCGAGGCGAGAUGUCCCCAACGCUCGACUCAGCUGUGGAGAAAUGCAGGCCUCCGGGUUGCAAAGGCUCGAAGGGCAGAGAUCGACACCUCCGUGCUGGAUGCCUCCAACCUCCUGAGCCAAGUCCCGGCCCCCGAAAGGGCCGUGCACGAUGUCGUGUUCCUAGUCACGGGGCUCCCCAGGCACGGGCAGCUCUCGGUGGCUGGCGUGCCCAUGGAGAGGACACGUCCCUUCUUCCUGCAGUCGGAUCUGGACGCGGGGCGCCUGGCGUACACCCACCACGGGGACGGCGCCUCCGAAGAUCACUUCCGAUUUAAGGCUUGGCUCCGGCCCCGGGCGGAGCAGUCUGUUCAGCCUCCUCAGGAAGGGGUGGUCAUUUCUGAAGCUUUCAAUAUAACGGUGACAAGCAGCAAUAAAAAGCCACCGCAGGUGGUGAAGCGGCGAGAAGUGCUGCAGGUCCUUGCGGGCUCCUGGGUGCCGCUGUCCCAGGAGUACCUGGAUGUAGCCGACCCGGAUAGUUCCCCAGAAGAGAUAGAGUACCGCAUCCUUCAGAGACCCCUCGCUGGCUACCUGGCCAGCACGCGCAGUCACCAGGUGCCUAUUGACCGCUUCACCCAAGCAGACAUCAACGCAGGCCACGUGGCGUUCGUUGCCGCCGGGAGCCAUUCCCCCGAGUCCUUAGUCCUGAGCCUCUCCGAUGGCCGUCACGCACCCACCCUGACCUCUCUGGAAAUCGUGGUGCUGCCUGUGGUGACAACCCCAGUGAGCCUGAUGCCGCUGGAAGUACCUCAGGGCCUGAACAAGGCCUCGGUGUCCCGGGAUCACCUCCUGGGCGCUGCCCAGCUCGGGGAACAGGAUGUUCUUUACAGGAUCACCAAGGACCCAAAGUUUGGCCAAGUGCAAGUCAACCAAAAGCCAGCGCAGGCGUUCUCACAGAAGCAGGUGGACCAAGGGGAAGUGACUUUUACUUUCACCAACUUCUCCUCUCCCGAGGACGAAUUCCACUUCCUCGCCACAUCCCAGACAGCGAACAGGCCUGGGGUGGUGAACGUGAUCGUCAAGGCCUGGGUCAAGGCACAGCCGGGGAGCCUGUGGCCCAGGGGUACCACAGCCCUGAUGGGCACCAGCAUCCUCGACGCGAGCGAACUGGCCAACCGGACUAAGGGAAUCCCAGUAUUUAAAAUCCGCAGGGCGCCCCUUAGCAGCCGUGUCGUGAGGGUCUCGAGAGACCCGGGGCAACGCGACCCCGCCCCCCACCCCCGGGGCACCGCGCGGAGCAGCCCCAAUACCAGCGAGCUGGGCGUCCCCCCCACCGCCUGGCACGGCCACGGCGCCACGCCCAGCCCCAGCCCCGUGGAGGGGGGCACGUUCCUCAGCUUCAUUGAGGCCAACAUGUUCAGCGUCAUCAUCCCCAUCUGCCUCAUCUUCCUCCUCCUGGCUCUCAUCUUGCCCCUCCUCUUCUACCUGCACAAGCGCAACAAGACAGGGAAGCACCACGUCCAGGGCGCCCCGGCCACCAACGCGAAGAAUGGCGCCGUGCUUGACCAGGAGACCUUCCGGAAGACGGACCCCAACCAAGGCAUCCCCCUAACGACUGUGAACACCCUGGAGGGCAAGGGAGCGGGCCCUCCGCCCCCGGGCACGGGGCCCGGCGCGCCGCAGGACCCCGAGCUUCUCCAGUACUGCCGGACUUCAAACCCCCCCUUGAAGAACAACCAGUACUGGGUCUGAAGGGCUAGGUGCGGAGGCGAGCGGCCGGGC
Struthio camelus australis is the source of this 6156-nucleotide messenger RNA. Lineage: Eukaryota; Metazoa; Chordata; Aves; Struthioniformes; Struthionidae. The record is from RefSeq and is a predicted model, not a curated record.